AUGUCUGCUGCUACAAAGAUGACUGCCCAAGAGAAAGAGGCUCAGAUAAUGAAAGAAAUAAGAGCAUCUACUAUACAAUUCGAGAAGAAGUUUGAAACUAGCUUCCUUGGAAAUUUCUUUGGUUUUUCAAUCAAAUCUGGUAACUAA
Molecule: messenger RNA, 147 nt
Organism: Priceomyces carsonii
Lineage: Eukaryota; Fungi; Ascomycota; Pichiomycetes; Serinales; Debaryomycetaceae
Exons: 1
Coding region: 1-147 (48 amino acids)
Source: RefSeq, a predicted model, not a curated record